This is a messenger RNA of Python bivittatus (Burmese python), 7116 nucleotides long. The record is from RefSeq and is a predicted model, not a curated record. Lineage: Eukaryota; Metazoa; Chordata; Lepidosauria; Squamata; Pythonidae.
AACAACAGUAUGAACAGUAUAAAGGCUUUCUUCUGUUGUAAGUUAAGUGAUAAAUGAUGUUGAAAUUAGGGUGCUGCAAGCACAGAUUACUAUCUUCCAUAAAAAUACAAUGGUUAGACUGCACUUUUGAAAAACUUCUUUGGUUAAAACUAAAAAAAAAAAAAAAUUAUACCUAAAUUAAACAUUAAAGUGCUGAUGUGAUUUUUUUUCUAGUUGUUUGAAAUCCAGCUAAACUCUGUUGAAGCACAUAUUUCAUUUAAAUUGUUGAUCGUUUAAAAUGAAAAGGCUAAUGUAGCCAACUAUUUUAAUUGCUGCAGUUAUAUAGGUGAUAAGUCUUCAAUUAUACCAAACUGGUUCUUUUCUCAGAAUUGGACAUCCAAUUAACAUGGAUACUAAUCACAACCUUCUUUUUUAAGAUAUAGAAUGUAUGGUGUCCUUGGCUAAAUUGUAUUGUGAGUGUUUCUUUAAAAAACAGCUCCAAACCCUAUAAUGAUUAUUUCUUUGUGAGAAUCUAGUGAAAUUUAUGUUCUUUAUCUGCUUAAAUUAAUGUCAUUUCCAAGUUGUUAUCCUUAAUUUUUAAAAAAUGUCCCUAAACUUUAUUUAUGUUAAACUGCAGGACAAUCAGCUGACGUCCCUUCCCCUGGAUUUUGGGACAUGGACUAGUAUGGUGGAACUCAACUUAGCUACAAAUCAACUCAACAAAAUUCCUGAGGAUGUAUCUGGACUUGUUUCGCUUGAGGUUCUUAUCUUGUCAAAUAACCUUCUAAGAAACCUCCCCCAUGGCAUUGGAAAUUUAAGGAAACUAAGAGAAUUGGAUCUAGAGGAAAACAAGCUGGAAUCUUUGCCAAAUGAAAUAGCAUACCUUAGAGAUCUGCAGAGACUGAUCCUAACAAAUAAUCAGUUGAGCACUCUUCCAAGAGGAAUUGGUCACCUUAUCAAUCUGACGCAUCUUGGACUGGGAGAAAACUUUCUUACACAGCUUCCUGAGGAAAUUGGUACACUGGAGAAUCUGGAAGAAUUGUAUCUAAAUGACAACCCACAUCUGAACAGCCUUCCUUUUGAACUGGCUCUUUGCAGCAAACUAUCUAUAAUGAGCAUUGAGAACUGCCCGCUCAGUACCCUUCCAGCUCAAAUUGUUGCAGGUGGACCUUCCUUUAUCAUCCAGUUUCUCAAAAUGCAGGGACCAUAUCGAGCCAUGGUCUGAUGGAUAUCUUCCCUGAUAAUGUACAAAAUAUAAAUGGCUUUCGUGGUGUCAUUCUGUAUAUAGUAUCUAGGCUACAUGGUGCCCAGAGUGGAUAAAAGAUGGAUUGUCCCAUACACUAUACUAAAUGCAAACUGCAAUGUUAGUAUUGUGUAUGUGUGUAUAUAUAAUAUAAUAUAUAGAUUGUAUAUUAUAUUAUAAAGCAUAGAUAAUAUAAAACAGGCAAAUUUAAGACCACAUGUAUGUGUUCCUGCUCAUAGAGGAAACAUAGCCAUUUAGAUUUUUUUUUCAUUGUAAAUGCUUGUUAAAGUUUUCUUUAGUAAAUUUGAUGGCUAUCUGGAUAAUCUGGGGUACCAGUUCACUGAAAAUAAUGUCAAAUAACUGCUGAUCAAUUUAAGGGAAAAUAUUUUUAAACCAAGCCUUUUCCUGUUGGAUAAAAAAAGCAACUUAGUCACACAAAUUAUUUUAUCAUUCCUUGUAGUUCACACUUUGUGACAAAAAAUCUAUUGGAAUUAUUUGUAUUUUCCUUUAUUCUGGAAAGUCCUUUAACUUAUUUUAAGUUUUAAAACAAAUGGUCUUGUAUGUUUACAGUCAGGGUAUGUCACUGGAUUGGGGGAUGGGAUGGGGAUUUACUCUGUUUUAUUGAAUCUAGAAGUUGUAUUCUUCUGCUGAGGGCUUUUUAUUGACUGAUUCAUAUUAUAACAAAAAUAUAAGUAACUAGUUAGUGAAAAAAAUAAGUCCAACAGAAGCUUGAGUUCCUUUGAAUUCAUCAGUUAUAAGCAUAUCAUACUGAAGAAGCAAUUUUACGGUUGCCUCAUUUAGCAUAAGCAACAUUUUUCACCUUAAGAAUUGACAAAUUUGUAGAGUCAUGUUCUGUUAAGAUUUAGUAUUGCAUUAAUGAUGGAUCUAAAAUGCAACAGAUAAUUGUAAGGAUUUUUCCUGGUCUUUGUGCAAUUAAUGAAUGUGUCUUUAUUUGAAACCCUGAAGUAUACAUAAAAUUUUUGGUCGGUUGACAAUGUUACUCCGGUUUUAUAUCUUGCCUUGCCUUGUACAUCCUUCCAUUAUUAUGGAGUGUCUGCGUCAAAGCACAAUAUCUUCAUGCUGUGCUGUUUUGCUGCUGAGCUAAAUGCACUUUUCCCUAUAAAGAUGGGACACUUGCUUCAAAAUAAUCAGUUCAGUACCAUGAUUUAUUCUCUUAACCUCAUCCUAUCAAUCUCAGUAUUAAAGUUUGGAAAAAAAAAAAAAAAGGACACUUUUUCAUUUGUAUUUAGAAUGUGAUUGCUCAAUAGAAAAACCAUUAAGUGAUUGAAUAGAAAACAUGUGGUUUACUGUCAUCUUCAUGGCUGUACAGAGGGCUAAUGAUGCUGCAGUGAUACUUGCUACUGCACUUGGUGUGCCAUUUCUAAUUGGAUUUUCACAUAGCAAUUACAUUCCAGAUACAUUUGUUUUCAGUGUCAGUUCAUUAUGAUGGGUUUGCUUAAGGGAUAUUAGAAUUUAAAGGGUUUGUUCUUGUUUAAAUUAUUCAUUAUAGAUGUCAGAGAAUUUUUUCAUCUGUUGAAAAGGGUUUUGUAUUUUUUUAUUUUGAUAUUAAGGUCUAUCAGAGAUAGUCAGAUAUAUUUAUCCUAUUGAAAUCAACACAAUUUACUGAAGGUUGCACUCAUAAACACCAAUAAGCUCUGAGUAAAUAUUGCUUAAGUUUGUUUUGUAGGACCCAUUGAUUUUAGUGGUUUUGGAUGUUCCUUUAGAUUGAGUCAACAUAACUUACUACCUUGAUCUCUUCUCUGAGGUGAUUUUAGUGUUCAUUAAUUUUAUCUCUGGCAAGGAAUAAAUCCCUUAAGAAAGGCAGGUAGAGAUAUAAAACCUUAAAGGGCUAUUUUAGAUGUCACUGGAUUUACAAAAGAUAAUUGGGUUGGAUCCAGAAUUACACAUAUGUAAUUGGCUGAUAGAAGCAGGCUUGGAAGGAUCUCAUAGAGGGAAGUGCUGGAUUUGACAAGCCUUUGGGAUUGUUUGCUGAAAAGGAAGAAGAAGCUGCCUGAAAAUUGCUAAAAGUCUCUUUCUUAAGGGUAUCCCUCUUUGUCUCUCAGACAUUGGGAAACUCCAUGGAGAAACUGAGACCAUUGGUCACUGGGAAACUAAUGUAGAGAAAGGAAUCCAAUCUUACCAGUCCUAUUGGGCAGUAUAGCUGAAUUCACACCAUUGAUUUUCCACCACUUACUUUAAAGUCAAUAUAUGAUUAGCUAAUUAACCUAGAUAAUUGUUGAUAAUAAUGUAUAGUUUCAGCUGUGUACAAGCAAUCUGUCUGAAAAUUGAAGUGUUAAAAUGCAAAGAUGCUUAUAGUGGUGGUUAAAAGAUUAAAAUCUACUUUUUGCUGAAGCUGUAAACUUGUUCCAUUGAUUCAGUAUGUGUGUGUUUUAUAUGUUGCCCACAUGCACUUUUAUUUUAGGUGGAAAUAAUUUUUUUCAAAUCAAUUGUUUCUCUUACUUUUUAAAGCCAAGUUUAGCCAUGUAUUGAAAAUUGUUCUAGGACGGAUUGAAGGAAUCUCAGUAGAAGUUUUUACAGAGUUAAAGUAGGAUAGUACGCUCAUAGUAGGCAGGAUUCACCUGCCACUUAGUGGAAUUGUGGGCAGAUUAAAUUGAUAGUUUAGUCUGUAAAUAUAUUGAUGUAAUUGUUCAUGUUGCAAGGAUUACAGUACUAUUUUUCUAUAGAAAAUCACUUGCAUGUUAGAAACUCUUUUUAUUUAUUCACUGAUCUUUUUUUUAAAAAAAAUUGAAAACAGCUUAAAAAAGCAGUGGAACUGAAAAACAUUUGCUUCAGCGUAAUAUGUAAAUCAGGAUUGAAAUACAUUCUGAUAUUUGGAACAGAAUCCAUGAUACUCCAAACUCCUGCUUAGAUUUAAUUUUUGCUAAAUGAGAAUAAAUUUACAAGAAAAUAUAAUAAAUUAUUGGCUAAAAAGUAUUAUAUAUCACAGAUAAUUGACAUUUUGACUUUAAAAAUUGAAUUUAUGAUUCCUGAAAAGUUGUAUUGUUUCUUUCCUUGGCAAAAUAGUGGAUUUCAACCAGUUACAUCUAGGAAGAUUUUAUGAACUGUACUGAAAGGAUUGACUUGGUGCCAGUCAGAUUUGGAGAGGAAAUUCUAGGAUUGAUUGAUUUUUACUGAGGCAUUUAAGGAUAUGUCUGUAGAGAAUUUUGCUUUCUCUUGUUUACUGUACAUUAUGUAAUAAUACUCAUUCAGUUCCACCUUUUGGUAAAACUUCAGAAUUUGUGGCAAUCUUUCCAAGUCUCUCUGAAAGGUUCUGAUAGCAGACAAUAUAUAUCUUCCAAUAAUGAAGAUCUGUUUAGUUAUACAUGUUGAAUAAGGUUUGAGUAACAGUAAGCCUUACAGCCAGAAUAAGGUUUGAGUAACAGUAAGCCUUACAGCCAGAUUUAAUUUUUGUUUUAAUAAAUCCAUCCCGGUUAAGAAAUAAUGACUUUCUUUUUUCAACAAACUACAAUUUGAAACUGAACUUGAGUUAUUUUAAAGCUUACACCUCCUAUGUCUGAAUGCACAACUGUGGCUUAUCUUUGUUUUUGUGGUUUGCCCAUUUUUUCUGGUUAUUGGAAAGAAGUUGGCAAAAACGAACCAAAUGGAAUCAUAUAAAAGGGUGACUAUGCUUUGUCUCUGUUCAACAACCCAUACUUCAAAUAAUCUUGGCUCAAUAUUUAUGAAUACAGCCUUACAUUUGUUCAGAAUGUCUCAAGUAGAUUUCCUAGCAUAUCUGGAAAAAUCCUCAGCCCUGUUUCAACAGUUGCUACCAAAGUUUAAUUUUUAAUAUGACAGAAGGGGAAGGUUAUUAAAUAUAUGAGGAGUAAUCAUAUCAAGAAUCUUUAAUUUAAUUUUAAUAUAUUAAAUCAAAUCUAGUUUUUGUUCUGGUCCUAAUUUUGAAGUAAUGUCUUCUACAUGUUGCUCAAAGGCCAAGUGCAUCUCUUAGAUCAAAAAAGGUUCCACACCUCUGCUAUGGAACGAAGAUAAACUCUCCCCUAAUUGCAUGUGAUGCAUUUGUUGUCAAUGUAGUGAUGAUAUACUUCGUUGGAUGAGCCUUAUAUUAGUGUGUUACAGUAGCUAAUAGGAUUUUAACGGAAAAUAGGACAGAAGGACUCUUCUUGCAGCAACCUAAAUUACAAUAGCACUACUGAAGUAGCUUCUUAGAAUUAUAAGUAUGAUAUCUCCAUCUUGAUACUUUUAGAUAUAAAAUUCAGUCCCACCACCUAGGAAUAAAUUAGAACAUUGAAAUAAUAAUUGGCACUAUUUGUCUUUUCAAAAUGAGUUUAUAUAUCUUUGUCAUAUAUCAUGCUUAGAAUUUUAAUAGAAACUAAAAGGCUACAUUCAGGGACAAGUUAAAGGAAAAGAAUUGAACAGUGUAAUUGUCUUAAAGUUUUUCCCCCAAACUUCCUUGGUAGGUAUUUUAAAAUUUGUUUUCAGUUAAUAAUUUGAAUCUUUGCAAAUGUUUAGGGUGAAAUCUGAUAUUGUACGAAUGCAUUUUUGCUGGCAAAACUUGAUUUUCUCCACUGCCAUCCCCCCAGAAUGCUCUUCCAAAAUGCACUUUUGGAGUGCACCCCCAACUCUCAGGGCAUCUUGAGACUAUGAGGUGAGAUCUUCAGGGGAUUGAAUCACUCUCCCCUGGUUCUGGAGGACAGCCAUCAGCAGAAAAACAGCACUGGAUUCCAGCACUGGGUUUGGAAGAGAAUUUUGCACGCUAAAAUAGUUUGCCAAACAUUUCUAAGAAGAGACACCUACUUGCAAUCAACAGGAUAAGCAAAUUUUAAAGUGGCAUGUUUCACUUGGGCAGUUUUUGAAACUGAACCUUGGAAUGGUUUUAUAUUCUUCACAUAGCAGGGGGGGGAAAACAAAAGCAUUCCUGGCUAUUCAAAAAUCUGAACGCAACAGACCAUUUGUAAAGCCAAUAUUGCACUUCCAUUAUAUCUUUAAUCGGCAUGUCAGAACUUGCUUUCAAUUAGGUAUACACUUGGCGGUAAUUUGCACAAUGCACCAACAUUAAAAGGCACAUGUAGGACAAUUGCAAAUGAUAAUAUCUGCAAGAAAGAUCUGAUGGCUUUUUUAUUCAACAAAGAUCUGAAGAUUCUGUUCAUUGUUUCAAUGUUGCAGUCUUAAGCAGGACGAUACACGAUUCUGCCUGAUUCUAUGAGUCCAUGCUAAUUUGUGAAUUGAUAAUGAAAGCAUGUAAACGGCCUACAAAAAUGUACUUUCUGAAUUACUGUAAUGUUGAUUGUUAUGUCUAUAAAAUAUUGCCUUGCUUUUUUAUAAGUCAUUCUGUAUCAAUGUAUUCAUUAUAAAUAGUAUAUUUGUAAAGGAGCCAUCCCUGAGUCUUUUGGGCGUUUUCUACCGAUCAAGUCUAAUUUUGUCUAUAAAACUGCAGCCUUGCAGUGGAUUGAUACUUUGCAUUUAGAGUCAUUUUUUUCAGAGUUCUUUGUAACCUGCAAACCUUUCCUUCUUGUCUGAAAUAAGCAAGAUAGAUAAAAAGCUGAACUUUUAUAAAGGAAAUCUUGGUUUAAAACCUGUACUUCCUGUUUUCUCUCCCCCACCCCCAACCAGGCACACAUUAAAAGAAAGAAUGGAUUGCAAUAUUUGGUAGAUGGAAUAAUAGUUUUGAUGUUUGGUGCAUACUGCAUUUUAUAUUUCAUAUGCUGAAAAUAUGGGACAUCUUUUCCUGGAGGCAGCCAAAUACAAAAAAGCAUACAAACCUGUUUUUUUCCCCCAGAUGCAUUGCAGAUUAUAUGCAUUCUAAGCUACUUGAGUGAAGUACAUAUUACAUGUUUGCACUUUUCUCUAAGGAAUAUUUUGCAGUAGAAAAUAAUUCAUAUGAUCUUUAAAGUGCUUAACCUUACCUCAAGGUUAAAUAAAAACAUUAUAGAAGUAAA